Messenger RNA from Tachysurus fulvidraco (yellow catfish), 4533 nucleotides. It is a transcript of the gene slc25a23a, whose product is annotated as solute carrier family 25 member 23a. The record is from RefSeq and is a predicted model, not a curated record. Gene Ontology annotation, biological process: transmembrane transport. The coding region runs from base 539 to 2050 and encodes 503 amino acids. Lineage: Eukaryota; Metazoa; Chordata; Actinopteri; Siluriformes; Bagridae. The transcript has 10 exons. Gene Ontology annotation, molecular function: calcium ion binding; ATP transmembrane transporter activity.
UGACCUGAAGAUCGUCUGCAAAAUCGGCUGAAAUAAAACACAGGCCGCUAUAAUGAAGGUUUGGUUACCAUGGUUACCGCAGGUAGAGUGAUUUGGGACAAACUCCGUUCUCAUAUCUGCAAUAGACUGUGACCCCCAAAACACGCGCAAACGCAAGACACACAGAGGAAAAGUCCCGGAUGGAACGCACGCGUACACGAUGUUACGCAACUGCGGCGUAUUCACGUGUUACCGUUUUACGCGCCGUGACUCGAGAGAGAAAAAGCGCAGUUGCGUGUUGAUUGGUUUUGGGUUACUUCCUGGUUUCAGAGAGAAGGGGGAAACACAGCAAAGCGCAACAAACCAGCUGUUUAACACCGCUGUGUGUGUGUGUGUGUGUGUGUGUGUGUGUGUGUGUGUGUGUGUGUGUGUGUGUGUGCGCGCGCGCGUGCGUGUGUGUGUGUGUUACAGCUCUAAUUCAGAUCCGGAUAUAGUCGGGUUUUAAGAUCUUUUCUUUCCCUGUGGUGCGCACACGAGCCGCGCCGAUGGUGUGAACACUAUGAAAGUAACCGGUGGUGCCGGGACACCGCACGCUCACACGCGCAUGGCUGAGCCGCGGACGUCCGGUGCCGUGCGGAGCUGGUGCUCGCGCGCCAGGUGCCAGGAGAACGGACCCGAAACGGACCAGGAGAGAGAGCGGCUCUGGACUGAGAUCUUCGACCAGCUCGACACCAAUAAAGACGGACGGGUCGACAUUAACGAGCUCAGGGCGGGGCUGGCGGCCCGGGGGCUUCUGUCACGCACAUCGGCGGAGGAGCAGAUUGUGAGAGAAGGAGACACUAAUCAGGAUGGACAGUUGGACUUUGAGGAGUUCACACAGUACCUGCGCACGCAUGAGAAGCGUCUUCGUCUCAUGUUCAGUAGCCUGGACCGCAAUAACGAUGGUGAGAUUGAUGCUGGAGAGAUCCAGCUCUCGUUACACAAUGUGGGAGUGGAAGUUACCCUAGCUGAGGCAAACAAGAUCCUGCAGAGCAUGGACAAGGACGGCACAAUGACCAUCGACUGGGUGGAGUGGCGUGACCAUUUCCUGUUUAACCCUCUGCACAGUGUGGAAGACAUUGCCCUCUACUGGAAACGCUCUCUGAUCCUGGACAUCGGGGAGCUCCUGACUGUUCCUGAUGAGUUCUCAGAGAAGGAGAAGAAGUCAGGGUUUGUGUGGAGGCAGCUGAUGGCAGGUGCCAUGGCGGGAACCGUCUCCAGGACCGGCACGGCUCCUCUCGACCGACUCAAGGUUUUCAUGCAGGUUCACGGUCAGAGAUUAGAUAAGGGCAGUGUGUGGAAAGGGCUGAAGCUGAUGGUGAAGGAAGGCGGGAUACAAGCUCUGUGGAGAGGAAAUGGGAUCAACGUGCUGAAAAUCGCCCCGGAAACGGCCAUCAAAUUCUACGCUUAUGAACAGAUAAAGCAGCUGAUUCACGGCAGUAAAGAUGGAGGAAGUCUGAAGGUUCAGGAGAGAUUCGUCGCUGGAUCCUUAGCAGGAGCCACGGCACAGACGAUCAUUUACCCCAUGGAGGUGCUGAAGACGCGUCUGACGCUGCGUAUGACAGGACAGUACUCGGGCGCCAUCGACUGCGCUUGGCAGAUCUUGCAGAAGGAGGGCGUGUGGGCGUUUUAUAAAGGCUACAUACCUAACCUACUGGGCAUCAUUCCGUACGCCGGCAUUGACCUGGCUGUAUACGAGACCCUGAAAAACAUAUGGUUACAGAGACAGAGCUCCAGCUCGGUUGAUCCCGGUGUGCACGUUCUGGUUGGAUGUGGCACAGUUUCCAGCACAUGUGGUCAGCUGGCAUCGUAUCCGCUCGCGCUGGUCCGAACCCGCAUGCAGGCACAAGCAACGGUGAAAGGUGGCCCUCAGCUCUCCAUGCUCUCUCUGUUCCGUAGCAUCAUGGCUCAGGAGGGUGUGGUGGGUCUGUACCGCGGCAUCGCACCCAACUUCCUCAAGGUCAUUCCAGCCGUCAGCAUCUCCUACGUGGUGUACGAACACAUGAGGAAAGUACUGGGAGUGGGAAAGUGAGAGAGGGAGACAGAGAGAGACUUCUGAUGAAAUGUCUUGAAGUCAUGGAGAACAGACUGAAUAAGGAAUGAGAAAGCUAGAGAAAAGCUAGUUAAUGCACUCCAUGAUGGAGAGCUGAAUUGACCAAAGAGUGGAUUUGUUCCCAAAGGCAAAGGUUGGAACUCAAGUUUUACAUUAAGACUGAAAAUCAACAGGGCUACAGUCCAGUCGUUUAAAAUAAAGGAAUAAAAUAAGUUUAUAUUACAUUUAAAAAUAUGCAACACCAACAAAAAACAACCAUGUAACAGCUGACAUCAACUGUUUACAAACUGUUAGCAAAACUUUAACCUGUACAACUUUGUGACGAUGUUAUUCUCCAUUUUCUUGCUGUUUAUUUGUGCUGUUGAUCAACAGGGUCCUCACAUUCAGACUCACAGGCUGUCCUCUUCAGGAGGUGAAAUGAACCCUAACGUGUGUUAAUGCUUAGAGUGUGUGUGUUAAUGAGUGAGUGUGUGUGUGUGUGUGGGUGUGUGCACGCACAAGAUAUACAUACCGUGUACCCCAGACUAUAAAACCUGAAGCAUCUGUUUCAUGAUGAUUCAUACACACUAUCUUGCUUUUUUUUUUUGCAAGCAUAAAGGGAAUUUUUGAAUACCUACAGGAAGGUGAACAUCUUCAGAAGGUUUAGAACGCUGACAAUGGAUUAACCGACAGAUUAUAGGUUUACAGUCUGGAAAAUACGGUAUAAAUGAGCAUGUGCUUCAUUAUUAAUACAAGUUGCAUAUAAAUGAGCAUGUGUUAUAUUUUAUAACAUAUAAGAAACCGGAUCUAUUUUCUUAACUGUGGAGUGAAGGAGUGAGAAUGAAACAAUGGAAAAGUGUGUUGUUGUUGUUUGUUUACUUCACCGCCAUACUUACUGCUCGGACAGUUAAAAGCCAGCAGACACAGUUUGCUUGGAUUUGAUUGUAUUAUACUUUAUAAAAAAUAAAACCUACACACAUUUUUCUUUAUGUCCAUGGAUUCAUUGCAGUUCCACGAAAUCACCACUAGGAGGAGUGUUUAUUGCUGCAUUACGGGCUGUGUGCAAAUCCUGCUAUGACGAUAGAGAGUCAUCUAGCGGUGAUCUGGUGGAACUGCAUCGGGUCAAGGCUAAUGGAUAAUCAAAUUAAUAAUAUGGAAUUAGUUUAAUUUAACCAAAGGUUAAAAGUGUGUGAUUUCUGUUGUAUGAGUUCUGCUUCCUAUAUUUGAUUAUUGUAUGCUAGAUUACAAUAAAUUAAUGUCUCUGUUUUAUUUUAGAGGAUCACGGUGACUCUGUGGGUCCUUAUCAGUUUUAGCAGUUUUAUUUUAAUAUAUCCAAGUGUUACAUGGACGUAUUUGUCACAAACCCUAAUUGGCAGGUGUUAAAGUGGGACAUUUGUGUCUUAUAUUGUAGAUUUGGUUUGUCUUAACAGCAAAUUAAGUCUUAAACGACACUUUCAGUCAAAUUAAACCCGAUUGUUGGGAUUUAAACUCAUAACCAAGCAGUUAAAAGUCCAGAUGUUUUGAUGGAUCAAGUUGUUUUUAGCUCUUGAGACCUAAACCAAAGCUGUUAGAUCAAACUGUCGAGAUGAUGAGUUUUGGACUGUUUAUAAGUAUCACGCUCCUGAAUGCUGUCAUUUUGUUAGCCAUCACUGCUACAAGUGUGUGUGAUUUGGGACCCGGUGCAGGUCUGAUUACAGCUGCGAUCAUGAGCUCUGUCUCAGAAGACAUGAACAUCACACCGAUAAGCGUAAAAGAGAUCAGUGACGCUUUCAGAGACGAGCAAAGUUUCUGUGAAACAACUAAACGGAAUGUUUACAGCAGCCCCAUGUAAAAUUAUUAAUAGUUUUUAAGGAAACCUACAAAAAAAUGAAAAAUUCUUCUCAGACAUCAUGGCUGAUCGUAUAAUAGCGUCAUCAAACAGAGCGGCUCAACUUUUAGAAACAAACAAAAAAGUUUCUUAGCUUCCUAUAAACGUUUAAACCUCAUAAUGGGAGAGUUCUCAGCUGUUUGGUUCUUUUUUCUUUUUCUUUUUUUUUCUUUGUUUUUAAUGAUACUGGCUUCCUAAAGAGGUUCUAUCGGUACCAUUGCUGAAAGGGAAACCAAAUGAAAACAGGCUUCUUCAAGUGUUCUUUAAAUAACGAAGAGUUCUGCUGGAAACCCUGUAUGAUAGAGACGCACGAAGGCUUCUGCACUGGGCUUGGGUUUGACUUUUGGAUUCUGGAGGAACCUUUAAAAGUUCUUUGUGGAACCUUGGUCCUGCUUGGUCCUGCAAAUCCUUUGAUGAAACAGCACAAUUUUACUGAUGAAACAAGCUGCAGCGACGUGAUGGUUUUGUUUGCUCUGGCUGAACGUUUUGGCUGAAUCAUGGUGACACUUUGUAGUUUAUAUAAAGUUUGGAAUGGAAGUAAUAUUUCCAGGAUGUUUUGUAGUCGGACACGUGUUUAAGACUUUGUCAUUUAUUAAAGUUAUAUUAUAUGAUAUGA